This is a messenger RNA of Haliotis rubra (blacklip abalone), 3307 nucleotides long. Its product is annotated as transmembrane and coiled-coil domain-containing protein 4-like. NCBI's taxonomy places the organism in Eukaryota, Metazoa, Mollusca, Gastropoda, Lepetellida, Haliotidae. The record is from RefSeq and is a predicted model, not a curated record. The coding region runs from base 1 to 2376 and encodes 791 amino acids. The transcript is spliced from 14 exons.
AUGGCGGAUGGGGACGAUGUUGAUGACACAUUGUCAUCAAAACAGAAAGUUCUAACGGAUGAAAGAGAUGUCCAAAGAAAUCAUGAACCACCACCUGCCCAUUCCCUUAAACCCAGCAAACCUAUCCACAAACUCUUGUCUGAUGUUGGACAGUACUCUUAUGCAGCAUUGUGUGCCGUUUCACUUCGUCUUUUGUUUGGAGACAGUUGGCACAGGAAUUUCAAGAAAGACACUUUAAAUGCUAUUCUGAAACAUUUGGAUCAACCAAGUCAGGUAUGUGAAUCCAUCCAGGCACUUCUGGCAGGUCAGGGAGUAGAGGAGACAAAUCCAUAUGUGGACCUGCUUUUUGAAGAAGAAGUGCUCAAGAACAAUGGUGACCCUAUUGUCACCGACCUUGUUACUAUGGCAAUCACUAAAGGUUGCUAUGAUUCCCGUGUUCGGGUGUUUGUGAAGCAUGCUGCCUGGCAGCUCCGCGUCAGCUGGGACGUCCUGGAGGACAUUGAGUGUCAGCUGGCCGAGACGCUCGGGAGCAACCAAUAUGUGAUGACAGAUGAAGAGAUCAAAGAAAAGAAGCGAGUAGCGACAAAAAGUAAAGUUAAAAGGAUAGCCCUCAUCAGUCUUGCAACAAUAGGAGGAGGAACGAUCAUAGGUCUGACUGGAGGUCUGGCGGCUCCCUUGGUGGCUGCAGGUGCUGGAGCCCUGAUUGGUGGAGCUGGUGCAGCAGCUCUGGGGACUACAGCAGGCGUAGCCAUCAUUGGUUCCCUGUUUGGUGUAGCAGGGGCUGGACUUACAGGCUACAAGAUGAAGAGAAGAGUUGGUGCAAUCGAAGAGUUUGAGUUUGAACCGUUGAUUCCUGGAGGACCGCUACACAUGGAACCGGUCAUUAAACAGCUGCACAUCACAGUGGCAGUGACCGGCUGGCUCUCAAGCACCAUGCAAGAUUUCCGGAAGCCAUGGACAUCCCUAGCAGAAUCCCGAGAGCAGUAUUGUUUGAAAUGGGAAUCAAAGUACCUGAUUGAGCUUGGAAAGGCUUUUGAUUAUAUCUUAAGUGGUGCUGUAACCAUGGCAACUCAGGAAGCACUGAAAUAUACUAUACUCUCAGGUCUGUUGGCUGCUAUAGCCUGGCCUGCUGCCCUGUUGUCUGCAGCCAGCGUGAUUGACAACCCCUGGAGUGUGGCUGUACAGAGAGCCAACUCAACUGGGAAACAGCUAGCGGAAGUACUCCUAGCCAGGGAGCAGGGGAAGAGGCCAGUGACUCUUAUAGGUUUCAGUCUGGGAGCCAGGGUCAUCUUUACAUGCUUGGAAGAACUAUGCAAGAGAAAAGGGUCUGAAGGUAUUGUGGAGGAUGUGAUUCUACUGGGGGCCCCUGUGUCAGGAGACCCCAAAUACUGGGAACCUCUGGAGCGUGUCCUAGCAGGCAAGAUCAUCAACGGAUAUUGCAGAGGAGACUGGCUGUUGAAGUUCCUGUACCGAACUGCCUCAGUUCAGAUAAAGAUAGCAGGGCUUGGACCAGUCAAGUGGAAUAACCGCAGGAUGCACAACAUUGACCUCAGUGAUGUGGUAAAUGGGCACAGUGACUACAUGAAGCAGCUCGAUAUCAUCAUGAAAGUUGUGGGUGUCCGCACCAAGGAUGAGCUGAAGAAAUCAAGUACUACAAGCAGCUUCAGCAGCAACCUGUCUCCUGGCGACACACCAGCCUCGGACCAGCCCUCACAGUCAACAUCGUUGUCAACGUCUCCAUCACUUUCAGCAUCAUCACCAUUUUGUGCAGGGUCAGUUGAGAUGCAGGAGAUGACUAGUCAAGGUGUUCCAGGAGAGAUGUUAGAUGACAACACUUCAGAAAGUGAGACUAUUGACAAACUGGGAAAUUCAGGGAAAGCCUCUCAGCAGCCACAUGACAUUGCAGGAGAGGCAAUACUACACAAUAAUGGGGAGGAAUCCUCCUUCAACCAAAAUCAACUUGACACACAGGGAAAUGCAGGGACACCUUCACAAUCAUGGUACAGUGAGGUGCAAGAGGUGCUACAUGAUUGUGGGCACAGCCCUUCCACCGAAAAUGAGUCCAGAAGUCCGCAUUUUCCUGAAACCAAGGAAAGUAUAACAGAAAAUGAAGUGCCUAAAGCAGCCUCCUCCGAUGAUAAACCAUCAGAUGAGGAGGAUGGUAAUGGUGCAAUGAAAGUUGGUGAUGGUCAAAGGGAGAUCUGCGAGUUGGAGGAGGGUUCGAGGAUUGUUACAGACAGAUACGAAACAGGGAGGAGUAAAUUCAAGGAAAAUGGUUUUGAGUCACAAGAAAUUAAAGAACUUGAAACUGAAGAGAUGGACACAGUGAUGGCAGGUUUGGGAGAUGUGCAUUUUGUCCCUUCAGCUGACGUGUAGGAUGGUGGGACAGAAUUUGUAAUCAUGGCUGGACCCAUAUCUCGAUGCAAUUUUCACAUGAUGCCUGUGGUAGGAAAUUUGAAAAAAAAAUAGUCUCUUGGAAAUUCCCUUGAAAGACAUCCAGAUUUUUUAAGUUACUAUGUCAUUUACAUUAAAGUUUAUAAAUCACAGUAUUGCUGAUCAGAAGUUUGGAUCAUUUGCAAAAACAAUUCUAUUCACUCCAAUAGUGAUGAUAUUGGUUUGUUAGUGACAAUUUAGGAAUUUAAGGUACUCUCCAUUUUGUCCAUUUAGGCAUUAGAAGUCAGGAGAAGAAAAUGAUGAGGCUCUAUUUUUGAAACAGCUAAUUAUCUGUUGGAUGGUUAGGGGAAAUAUGGGGUUUUCACUGUUUGUGUUAUACAUAUCAGACUGAAGACAGAUGUUGUUUAACAUAGUCAUAAGGCACAAAGACAGAUACAUGGGGUUCCAUCAUUGGUCAGUGGAGUCAAAAAGGCACUGGUUGAACCUCCCAGGCUUUGCAGUCAUUACUCUGUAUCCUGGGCUUUGUCAUUACUCUGUAUAGUCAUGAAACAUGCAGCUGAACAUCUUGGAGUUCUCAUCAUUGUAUAAAGUCUCCGGGAGACCAAGUGGCACAAGAUAUAUUUCCUUGGGAUACAAGAUGCUGACCUAAUGUAUUGGAAUAUUCCUUGCAAAAUACACAGAAAUAAAUGUCAAGGAGGGGAAUGGGUGUAGAUUUUGUGGUUGGGAGCUUGACAGCUUCAGCUGGAAAUACUGUCCCGUGUUGCAGGCUAUGAAAUUAAUCACAAGAUGUUUUGGCCAUAUUUUGUUGCUUUGUUUAUAUAUUAUUUGCAAAACCAUUGAAAUGAAAAAAAUGUAGAAUUUUUAGUUUCAAAUUGGUCUCUGAAAAGAACUGGAAACUGUCAGUGGGAUUGGU